GCCCGCCGCCCGCCGCCCGCCGCGUCUCCCCGGGCCUGGCUCGUCGCGCCGCCCGGCUCCCGCGAAGCCCGCCGGCCCGCCUGGCCGCCCCCCGCCUGCCUGCCUGCAGCGGCCGAGCGCGCAGUAGAUGCCUGGUAGACAUCUUAGAACUUUAAAAACGGAAAAGACCUGCUUUUAGGCGAAAAUGCUGAGGGACACUAUGAAAUCUUGGAAUGACAGCCAGUCCGAUCUCUGUAGCAGUGACCAAGAGGAGGAAGAAGAGAUGGUUUUUGGUGAAAAUGAAGAUGAUUUGGAAGAGAUAAUGGAUUUAAGCGACCUGCCUACCUCACUUUUUGCUUGCAGCGUCCAUGAAGCGGUGUUUGAGGUGCAAGAGCAGAAGGAGAGAUUUGAAGCGCUUUUCACCGCCUAUGAUGACCAAGUCACGUUCCAGCUGUUUAAAAGCUUUAGAAGAGUCAGAAUAAACUUCAGCAGACCUGAGGCAGCGGCGAGGGCUCGCAUAGAGCUCCACGAGACGGGCUUCAACGGCAGGAAGCUGAAGCUGUAUUUCGCACAGGUACAGAUGUCCAGUGAAACACGGGACAAGUCGUAUUUACUACCACCCCAGCCGGCCAAGCAGUUCCUCAUCUCCCCUCCAGCCUCCCCUCCUGUGGGGUGGAAGCAAGGCGAGGAUGCGAUGCCUGUUAUAAAUUACGAUUUACUCUGUGCUGUUUCCAAGUUGGGACCAGGAGAGAAAUAUGAACUUCAUGCAGGAACCGAGUCGACACCAAGCGUGGUGGUUCAUGUCUGUGAAAGUGAGACUGAAGAGGAAGAAGAAACGAAAAACCCCAAACAGAAAAUUACCCAGACACGGCGCCCCGACCCUCCGACCACAGCACUGAGCGAGCCCCAGACCUUCGACUGCGCGCUGUGAGGCCUGUGGUUGUGGCGCAGGCAGCUGCCUGCCUCGUGGGCUUCAGCGGCGGAGACCGUGCCCCUGCUGCUGAUGCGUCGCUGCUAAGAGUGUAGGUGAGGCCAGGAGUGAUGAAGGGGCAGUGUGUUUUCACCAAGCCUGAGCUGUGGACAGGGUUGCAUAGAGUAGCAGCUGAUCUUACCUGUUCAGAAUUUUAACUGAGAUUCUAAACAGCACUUUAAAUUAAAGCGUUAUCCCCCAAGAUGUGGCAACUCCUGACCAUUUUUAAACGGUAGCAAAUUAGGAAAAUGGCUCCCUCCAGCAAUGUUAAUUUCCCUGAUUCCGUCUAGCAUGGGGGCCCCAAAAACUAAAACUGUAGUCACCGAGUGCAGUACCAUUUUUAUGAAUUUAAAAAUAGUCUUACAGUUUUAAUAAUUUAGUGUGGGUAUUUUUGUACUGGUGUAAUAGCUUCUAACUAAUCUCUUGAUCAAAGGUUGAUUGUUCUCCAGUAUACAUGAAAUUUUUUGCACGGAAAGAAAUCCGAAAUAUAGAAUAAUUCAUAGAAAAUCAUUUUUCUCAAGUAUUUUUUUCUUUAGCCUUGGGGAAGAAAUGCCAAAUUCACUUCGACUAUCAGGAUCAGGUGGCACAAAUCUAUGUGCAUGUCGUUCUCUUCCCUGUUACUCUUACUCGGAAAUUGGAGGAAAGUGAUGCAGACCAUUGUCCCUCCCAGAGAAGGAACUGCUACCUUGGAAGCAGGACAUGUCACCAGUAAGCUUGACUGAUCAUGACCUCAGGUGGCUACAGCAAUCUGCCAUUUGUGACCAUGUUCUAGCCUAGAGCAUACCAAACUGUCUUCGGCCACCAGUUGAGUUUUCUACACUAUACAUAACUGUGUGUGUCAUUUAGAGACUUUGAAUUAGGAAAGGUAAUGAUAAGGUUUUCUGAAGACCAUUUUAAGAAUUUUUUUUUUUUUUUUUUUUUUUUGGUGAGGAAGAUCAGCCCUGAGCUAACAUCCAUGCUAAUCCUCCUCUUCUUGCUGAGGAAGACCGGCUCCGAGCCAACAUCUAUUGCCAAUCCUCCCCCUUUUUUUUUUUCCCCAAAGCCCCAGUAGAUAGCCGUAUGUCACAGUUGCACAUCCCUCCAGCUGCUGCAUGUGGGACGCCGCCUCAGCAUGGCCAGAGAAGCGGUGUGUCGGUGCACGCCCGGAUCCAAACCCGGGCUGCCAGCAGCGGAGCACGCACGCUUAACCACUAAGCCACGGGGCCGGCCUCUCUGAAGACCAUUUUAAAAUUGUCCAUUUAAACAUUUUUCAGCUUGCUUUGAAAGAAAAGUCACACAUACUCUAUUUCUAUGAAGUAGGGAAAGAUGGGUGAGAUCAUUUAGUUAGUCAAGACUUGCUUUUUGGUGAAAUUUUUUUACCCUGCCUUACAAUUGGCAUUUUUCCUUAAAACAGAAUUGUUUCUCACUUAUGUUUCAGAGCAUAUAUUUGAACCUCCUAAAGUAGAAGCAAGCAUCUUUCUAACUCUUUAUGGUCUAUUCAGACUUUGAAGUCCUUUUUAUGGAAGAAUCUCGUAGCUGCGAAUACAUCGCUCUUGGUCAGGUGGCUCUGCUGAUUCUCUACUCCCUCUGCUGUUUCCUUUGUCUGGCAGAUGUCUGGGGCCCCCUGGUACAUACGUGAAGGGGUUGCACAUGAGUUUGGACUAAUAAACCAAUGUGGCUGCCACUACAAAGAAAGAAAAAUGCAGAAAUUCAGGCCAUGAUACCUGUACAUUUUUGGUAACAUGUUAUUGUGGUUUAGAUGUUCUUAUUAUGGUAGAAUUUAUUUCUGAGGACUUAAACUAUAUUGCAAAAGAAAAGUUUUCUAUAUUCUCCUUGCCCUCAAAUACUCUGAGGUGAUAAAUUCUUCUAUUUGUAUAUAUCUACCACUGCUAAGCCUCAAUGUAAAUUCAGUUGAAAUUUGUGAUUCCAUAAGCAAUUUAUUGAAUUCAGAUCAUCAUUUGGCAUUUAACUGACAGCCACUUAGUAAAUUUACUUUGCGGUUCUAAAUUCACAUUUUGCCAGUUUUUAAUCUUACCUGGUUGCACUAACUUAUCAUUGCAGAAUGGACCCUGUAAGUCAGGAAAUGUAUGCAUUUUCAACAGUGGGAAUUUUUGAAUUUCCUUUUAGGUAAUAUUUAUUCACUAUAAUCUUCUAAGUGAUCAAAAUCCAUGAUGUUUUAUUAUUUGGCUUAGCUUUCAUUUUCUGCAUUCCAAUUAAAGAAUAUUCUAUCCCUAACAUAAAACUUUUUUUAAAGUCAAGCAAUACAAAUUACCCAAAUUUUUCUUUUUCUCUGUUCUUUUUUUUGAGAGUAUUGAAUACAUUGAAGAAAAAUUUAAACCAACAUUAAAUAUAUAUAUUAAAUUAUAUACAUAUAUAUACAUACACACACGUAUAUAUAUGUGUGUAUGUAUAUAUAACUUUUCUGAAUGGAGAGCAUUACUAUUUUCAUUCUUUCUAGUAUAAUAUUUCCAUAAGGUGAACUCUAAAAGAAAAACUACUAAAUGCCUAUUAACUUUUUAAUAUUGUGAAGUCAACCAGGAUCUCAACAGGUAUUAUGAUCUGUCCUUUUUGGCUAUUUUAUAUCCAGUUCAUGUAACCAUCUUGCAAGAGAUGAGUGUUUUGUAUCUUUUUUUUUUUUUAAUUUGUUUUAAUAAGUUUAUAUUUUUUCUUCUUUGGAAUUAUGUUAUUACUUAGAUUUAACUCUGAUAGUAUAGUAGCCGGUUUUCUUUAGAAAUCAUAACCUCUUCUUGGGAAUCAAAUUAUUUAGAAAAUUGAGAGGAAAGAAAAUGGUGCUUUGUGGUAGGAAAAAACAUUUGUGAAAAAUAAGAAAACCAUAACACUUAGUAAGGAUAGUCGACAGACCCCAUGAGGCAUUGGCUUUUAUGUUCUAGGUUCUUUCACCUGGUGAAACCAGAAAUAAAUCCAUUUAAAAAGUGUACUAAUGUGAGCAUCUCCUAGUUUAAGGUGCUAAGAGGCAGAAAUGGUAACAGUUCCCUUGCCUUGGAGAGCUGAAGAAUAGGUGGAGAGCAAACUAGUCUUUUCACAUUCUGCUUCUUCAAAAUUUUAUAUACUAGGGGCCGGCCCGGUGGCGUAGUGGUUAAGUUCGCACAUUCCGCUUCUGGUGGCCUGGGGUUCACAGGUUCAGAUCCCAGGCGCGGACCUAUGCACUGCUUAUCAAGCCAUGCUGUGGCAGGCAUCCCACAUAAAGUAGAGGAAGAUGGGCACGGACGUUAGCCCAGGGCCAAUCUUCCUCAGCAAAAAAAGAGGAGGACUGGCAACACGUGUUUGCGGCUCAGGGCUAAUCUUCCUCACACACACACACAAAAUUUUAUAUCAGUAUCGGUAUCAGUAAUUAAGAGCCAAGUAGAAGCUAACAGGAACUUUAAGUUCAACAUAAAGGUUUAACUAGAACGUUGUGGGUUAUGGGACGUUUGAAUCAGAGAUACCAGGAGCUAGAGGUCAGGCACAGCACUUUUCAUUCUUUUAGAAAACAGUUGUUUUUGGUUCCCAUUCACAUUAAUUUCAUCUUUUAAAAAUGUUGUGAUAAGAAGUGAAAAGAUUAGAUUUUCUCAGAAUCUCAAUUACAGAGGUGAAGGCGACUUUGGAAAUCAUAUAGUGUCUAAUCCUUGUGUUACUCAGAUUAGAAAACUUCGGCAAUGUGACUUGUUUCGAAGCCACAGAAAGGCAGCCAGGGACUAGAAUUGGCAUUCCCAACUCCCAGGCUGGUGCUUUUUCUACUUUUUCUUGCAUUGGCUUCUUAAAGACAGUCAGAAGCAGUGAAUCCCUGUCAUAAGAAAAUAAACAAAAAAGAGGGAAAAAACUAUUUUCCCCUGAUGGGGAUACAAUGAAUAAGAAAAAUCUUAUCUGAUGAAGGCAGUGCUUUAGUAAUUUGAAUGAAUGAAUUUGAUGUUCCAUGUUUUGUGUUUUUGUUACCAUUGUACCACUGGGAUUGGAAUCUACUUAAAUACUGAUAUCUUGGUAGCCAGCAAUUACACUGACACUUUAUAUGGGCUUUCCUAGAUUUUAAUAGUAAUGAGAAUAAAAUAUAAACCGUCAUCCUGAGCUGUGAUUUUAAUGAUGCAGCAUGAGAUCUAAUACAUUUGGAAAUAAUUUGCAGAGGAAUGACCCUCUCACUGAGUGCUUGUAAAAUGGAGUUCUGUUUAAGAUUGAAGACUGCCCUGUGCUUCGUAUUUUUGUAUAGACUCUUUUAUAGACUGUGGCUUUAUUGUUAAAAGGGAAAAUCUCAAACAUAAUUAAGCAAUGGAAGAUGUACGAGAUUCUUUGGUGCAUCAGGUUCGCUGUGUGCAGGGUAUCUCCGUUUUCUCCAGAGUUGUGUACUCCAUGCCUGUUGUACAGGAGAACUCAGUCCAUCUUUCCUUUUCCCUCUCAUGUGCUCCUUUUCUGCACAUUUGCGUUUACAUCUUCCUGUACGAAAGAAAACAAAUUACUUAUAAUAAGUGUGACAACAUAGUGGAACAAAAGAUGUGGGGAAAUAGCUGCCUCCCAGCUGGGGAGGUAAGUCCAUGUUGUAGAAGCUCACCUUUUAGAAAGGUAAAUAAAUUUGUGAACCUUGCCCAACAAUUUGAUAAAUAGUCAUUUGCUUUUUAAACUCCCCUUGGAGUGUGGGUCAGCCAGAACAUCUUCAGUGGAAUGCCACUGUUUUCUUUAAUCAUGAAUCGGGGGGAGAUGUUAAUAAUGUGGAGAGUGUAGUUAUUAUUACCAAAUAUACAAGCAACAAAGCCAUUGAAAAUUGCAACAACUGCUAGUUUCCCUGACCAAAAAGAUUGUAAUAAAAAUGGUCGUGUUCAAAAUAGACGAACUUUGGGCUGGAGUCAAAGUGUCUCUGCCCAUUUAAACAAAAGCUUAAAGGCCUUUUACCAAAUCAGACAUGUGGUCUAUCUUGCACAUCUGCAUUUCUUUUUGAAACCAAAUCGUGUCCUGCAAACCCUUGGAACUCCUGCAUCGCUUUGACUGAAUGUUCGUUCUUGUCAUAAGGGAAGAUUUACAUCUAUGCAGAUAAUAUGUGUUUUUCUGUAUUGUCUUCUAUUUGGUCCCCAGUCUUCCUGACUCGGGGACUGAGGAGAGAGAAGGUGGCUCAUCCUGCUACUGUGCCACGCUCGUCCCACUGCUUCUCUGCCCGAACGGGGGCCCCAGUGCGUGUGGAUUUACAUCUCGACUGUGUUGUGCAUAUCCUCCAAGUUUAAGAAAAGUGUCUCAAUCGUUUCAUUUCUAUCUUAAUUGAACCAGGAGUUGAACUUAUUAUUUUAUCUGAAGAUGUUUGUGAUCUUGUGUUAUAUUUUGGGGCAUGUUAUCUUUCUGGUACUAUAAACUUUAGUGACUAUUCCUUGUACUUCAAGAAACUGGUGAGUAAUUUACAUAUAUGGAUUCCAUAUUUUAGUGUGCUUGAAGUGACGAUCCAUAUUUUGUAGUAGUUUGUUAUCUGUCAACUUUGGCUAUCCUGUGUUUUGAGGACCUUUAAACAUUCCUUGUCCUAUCAAGGUGACAAAAGCAGAAUGUAAUUUUUUUGGAAUCUUCGUGAUUAAUCGUAACAAGUUUUGUUUUUAAAGCUAAUAAAAAUAAAGUAAGUUUUUUUUUUUUUAAUCA
Molecule: messenger RNA, 6532 nt
Organism: Diceros bicornis minor
Lineage: Eukaryota; Metazoa; Chordata; Mammalia; Perissodactyla; Rhinocerotidae
Gene: RCAN3
Product: RCAN family member 3
Exons: 5
Coding region: 185-910 (241 amino acids)
Biological process (GO): calcium-mediated signaling
Cellular component (GO): cytoplasm; nucleus
Molecular function (GO): calcium-dependent protein serine/threonine phosphatase regulator activity; nucleic acid binding
Source: RefSeq, a predicted model, not a curated record